Saccostrea cuccullata (small rock oyster) is the source of this 2664-nucleotide messenger RNA. Its product is annotated as transcriptional adapter 2-beta-like. The transcript is spliced from 17 exons. Gene Ontology annotation, molecular function: transcription coactivator activity; zinc ion binding; chromatin binding. Gene Ontology annotation, cellular component: SAGA-type complex; nucleus. Gene Ontology annotation, biological process: regulation of transcription by RNA polymerase II; chromatin remodeling. The record is from RefSeq and is a predicted model, not a curated record. The coding region runs from base 284 to 1600 and encodes 438 amino acids. NCBI's taxonomy places the organism in Eukaryota, Metazoa, Mollusca, Bivalvia, Ostreida, Ostreidae.
AUCCGCAUUUUUAAUCACCGCUUGGAACAAAGGGCAGUUGUAUAGUUAUAGACUGUCAUACAAAUUUCUUAAACGACUCGCAACGGUGCAGAAAUGAUGUGGAUUUGCCCUUGGAUUUAAUCGUAAGGAAGUUGGUGUUGCAUUAUGGGAAAUUUGACGUCACAACGCUGUACGAGAAAGAUGGGGAGUAGGCAGUAAAGCGGGCCAAAAUUGUUUAUUUUUGUUGCUUUCCCCCGAAAUAUUUACUUAUGGAAUAUAUAUAAAUAUCAUAGACCACAUCGAGAUGGCUAAAUAUCGAUGUAGUUACUGCCAGAGUGAUAUUUCGGGGUACAGAGCGCAGUGUUCUGAAUGUGUCGACAUUGACCUUUGUUUACAGUGUUUUUCAUGUGGUGCUGAACUGGGUUCUCACAAACGUGAUCACAGCUACAAAAUCCUGGAUGACAGUCCUGUUGGUGCAUUUGACAUUGCAAGAGCAUGGAGUCUGGCAGAGGAAACCAUGCUCUUAGACGCAGUGGAGCAGUACGGAUUUGGAAACUGGGAUGAUGUGGCAAGUCAUGUAGAAUCUCGAUCAGCGGAAGAGUGUCAAGACCAUUAUGUUACUUUCUACGUCAAUGGAAGUAUUGGAAAAGAAACCAUUGUUCUGACCAAAAGCCCUGUCAAAGAUCAUUCCUGUCCAGAGGGAGGUCCCCUGUCUCCCAGCAUCACCACCCCCAUCCGACCCAUUGAACUCAGUGUCCAGGAACAGCAUGACCUUGGCUACAUGCCAUUCAGGGACGAUUUUGAAAGGGAGCACGAUAAUGAAGCCGAAACUGUGAUAAGUAGUCUGGCCAAUAAUUAUGAUGACGACGAACUGGAUAUAGCUGUGAAGCUCGUACAGGUGGACAGAUACAGAACCAGGUUAAAAGAACGUGAACGUCGGAAACGAAUCGCCAGAGAAUAUAAUCUAAUUCAAACUGCAGCAUCACUCAUCAAACCCAAAUCACAAACCCCCAAAAAGCGCACAUCUAAAGAAGAAAAGGAAUUCCAGGAAAAAAUGAAAGUAUUUGCUCAAUUCCAGUCCUCAUCAGAUCACGAACAGUUUCUGGAGAAGUGUCAAGAGGAGAAGGAGCUGAAGUCCAGAAUCACAGAGCUGUGGAAAUACAGGGAGAACGGGAUCACCAAAAUGGAUGAGGUCGAUGAUUAUGAGGAUGAGUUGUACAAGCGAGAGAAGAAAAAAGAGAAUAAGAAAAAAUUGGGCAGCUCCUCCCCAGUAAAGAGGGUGUCAAUGGUCUCAAAAAAAGCCGCCGGCGGUAUAGAAGAAAAAUUAGAUAUACUCAUCGACGACGAAGGGUUAAAAGAUGAAGGAGAAGAAAAUGAGAUGAAGGAUAUGUCCAUACUCCCCAGCUAUGGCAUGCUGUCGGAGAGAGAGAAGAAGCUCUGCAAUUCCAUUGGGAUGACCCCAGCAAACUAUAUGACCAUCAAAACUUGUAUAAUCAAGGACUACCUACAGAGACGGCAGGGUAUCCCAGUCAAGAUCCGCUAUCCUAGCGGGCUGGACAAGACCCACCGACGGAAAAUCAUGAGCUUCCUGACGGACAAUGGCUGGAUAAUGGCUGUCUGAAGGACGUGACAAGGGAGAGAUAAACAGAGGAGGGGCCAGAGGAAGAAGGCUGGUCUUCAUGGAGCAGGGAAUUACAGGAGAGAGGGACCGUGUGAUGGUGGGCGGGGCUGUGAGAGGCGGGGCACCACACCAGCAGACAGACAGACAAAGUGAUUGAAGGUCGAGAGUUUGGAUUCCUAAGUAAAGGAAAUGAUUCGCAAUCAUUUUUUUAAAAAAAAUGUAUAAAACUGGUUAUGCUUAUGUUGAACAGAGAGCACUUGAAACGUUUAUGUUUUGUGGUUUGUUAAAGCAUUGUCUUUAGUUUUGGUUUUGUAUUUGAGGUAAAAUGCAACUAGAAGUUGUAAAAAAUAGUUAUUAAAGGUGAUGAGAGAUUGUGAUGUACACACUUGUACAUGUAUGCACUGCCAUGGAACACUCAAAGUUCUUUGUACAUAGAUAUUACCACCUGUUUUCUUCUAAUCAUUUUUUCCGUCCAGGAAACUUGAUGUUAAUUUUUUGCUUCUUAAUGUUUAUAUUCUGUGUUAGGCACUCAGAUAUUCCAUUGAUUACUGUACAUGAAUUAUGUAUAAAGUGGAAUAAGGAGUCAUUUUAUCGCAACUUCAGUACUGACUUAUGGUGCAUAAAAUUCAAGUUCAUAACUGAUGAAUGAAUUCCCAUAGAAUUGAUGGAACAACCAACAAAGAUUCAUUUUAAUUUUCUCCAAAGGUGUCAAGUUCUAAACACUUCAACUAUUGUACAUUCAGUAUUCAUAUUAACAUAAUUAAUCAUUAAUUAAGGUCUGAGUUCACUGUUAGUACUCAAGGUGAGAUUGUGUCCGUGUUUUAUUAUUAUUGUACGACUCGUACAGAUUUUUAUCUCUGUAUAAAAGGUUUUAUAUGGUGUGUGUUUUUUUUAUUAGUUAAUUGUGUAAUUUAUUUUGUAUGGAAUUGUAUGAUUGAUUGAUUGAUGUAAAAAUUUGUGAGGUUUCACCAGGAAGUCUGAAGCGUGGAAUUUCAUUUAAUGAGAUUUAUUUCUGUUCAUAAUGAACGUAAGCUUUAAUUUAACUAUUAAAAAUACAAAAGAAA